ACCAAUUUCAGGCUGCGACCGAAUUGGCCGACCGGCCCGGAAACUGCCUGCUUUCCCACGUGCGGCAGUAACCAGUCCUGCUUGAAGCAAAACGGCGUGUAUUUUGUGCCCUUGCCGGACGCCGACGCGUAUUGCAAUGACAGUGAUCUCUCGGCUGCGGAAAUCCUACAACUCAAGAACGCCGGCACGUACCCCACCGAAGGGUGUCGCGAGAGCUGCUGCCAAGAGGGAUGCAUAUGCAUUGCAAAAGCAUCGUACUAGUAUAAAACGCAAUACAAGUUUUUUCAGAAAAAAAUGGUGUUUCUAAUGCUGAUUUGGCUAAGAAACCAGAUUUGUCAUGCAUGGUUGCAAUUAGUACGAGUGCGACUGCGAUGCUUUUGCAAUUCAUAACGCAAGCAGCCAAGCAAUACAGACAAGGCGCGCCUCGAGGGAGUUGGAGGCGCCAAUGUCAACCACGACAGCACCUGGAAAGCCGCCCUGGAAUCGGCGACGUUCCUGCCGUUGAACCAGGGAUGGUAUUGCAAGGAAAAAUCCCCCCGCCCCAUAUUGAAAGCGCAUCAUUCUGAAAAUUUGUGAUGCAGAUUUGUGACCACAAAUCCUUGCAAGAAGGCACAUUCAGGCUGUCCGCCACGUUAUGCAGGCACUUUGUAUGUAGUGAGGUCACCGAACGGUUCUAACCAGGGAGUUUUUUUGCCAUAUACCCUGAAAAACGACCGGCAGUUUUCAAGCGGCCGGAAGCGUUUUUUGACAUAAAAAGUUUUCAAUUAUCAAGCGGACGGGGCUUUGCCAUCAAACAAGCCCGGUCGAAAACUAUCCACUCGCACUUGAUAAAACGACGCAGGGGAGCCGGCAAAAGGGGCGCCCUUCUGAGGCGCCCGCCGCCUUGGUUUCUGGCGAUUUGGGGCGCCCAAAAAGUGGCGCGCAAAAAACGCGCCCAAAAUCAAAACACCGAAACAGCAUGGCACGGCCGCGAUUUCGGAGCAUUUUGGGCGGCCGCGAAAGCGGCCGCCUUUAAACGGUUUCAGAGCCUGGGAAGCUUUGCAAAAAGCGCCGGCGUGAAAAAUAAAAACGCGAAAAAGAAAAAGCGCCCCAGACGCGCAAAGCCAAUCCGCAUGCUAUGGGCCCGAUUUUUCUUCGCGUUUUGGGCGCCCCCCGUGGCACCCGGAUCGGCCCCAUAGCAUGGGGGCUGGCCUUCGGAAAGGAAUUUUGGCAAAAUUCCUUUCCGAAGGCAAAAUUUGCAAAUGUGCUGAAAUAUGUAAGAUGUUGUGCAACAACCUGACCCCUUUCCGCCGGUGAAAAGGGGGGGGGGGCCCCCACCCACCUUCCGGCCAGGAGACCCGAAAGCCAAGCGGCCGGGGCCGGCACGCUCGCAACCCAGUCAGACGGCCGGGGGGGGCGCGCGCAAACGAAGGGCAUAGCACCGCGCACGCCCGCGAUCUAUGCAUCGGCGCGAGUACAUUUUUUUUGGCGGCGCGCGCUUCGCGCGCGCAAGUUUCGUGCGUGAAUUGCAAGCCAGAGCCAAGGCCGGAAAGCGCGCGCAUGCACAUGCGCCGCGACCAGAUACGGCCAAAAUCAAAAAACCUAAGAACCUAGACGCCGCAAGCGUGCGCAAGACUGCAAGCGACCGGGCCCCGCUGCCGCGGCGGCCGGCAACUGCAUGCCAAGAACGAGAGCCACGCCGCGCUUGCCCGACGCGGUUUCUUCGCCCCUUUUCCCGCCUUUAAGAUGGGCCGGCCCCCAAACACAGGCCCCUAUCCCUUACAGCUUGUGAAGGCUGCAAUCAAAGCGCCACCCCUACCCCUUGCGCGCGUAACUUCCGACGCGCCCGCCCAAAUCCAGAAAGCAGUCCACCGGGCGCAGCAUUGUGAGGGGGGGGGGGGUGCUAUUGCCUGCCGGCUCGGCGCCGGGCACCCCGCCCGGUCGGUGCGGCGCCCGGGGGGGGAUUGGGGCAGGGCCCCUGCCUGCCGGCUCGGCGCCGGGCGCCCCGCCCGGUCGGUGCGGCGGCCGCAUCUGGGUGCAUUAGCCGUCCGCGCGGCGCCGGUCCACGGCCUUUUUUGUGCCGCGCCGCCACGCCGAGGCCGACCCAAGCAAGGCAGGGUGGAGAGGGGCGGCGCCGAAAAAAAAAGGGCAGCGCUCCAUUGGCCAAGCUAGCGGCCUCUUCUCCCGCAAUCAAUGAAUUGCGUGCGUGGAGGUUUGGCUCCACCGCGCGGCGAAGGCGUCGGGGCACGGCGGGGUGCCUGCCCUCCUCCCUCGCCGGCCCGCCCCACAUAACUAGGUGGCGCGCGCUUUCGCUAUCGCCGGCGACAAAAGCUAUCAGGUAGCGGGCGGGGCCCGUUUCUCCUGUCAGACGUUGCAUGGGGGCAGGUGGCGCCGCGCGGGCGGGCGCUGCGUGCCCCCGCCAUGUAGUGGUUGAGGCACGUCAGGGAGCGGGGUUGUGCGCGUGCUUCCUGGGCCGGAAUUAUCUAGGGGCGCCCGCGGGUGGCGUUGUGUGAUUUGGUUUGCGUGGCGCCUCAUGCGCAGCAAAGUUAAAGGAACGCAAUGGGGUUCCGGCGCCACGAUCUAGUUGGCGAUCGCAGGCAGGGGGCUAUCCUCUGCGGCCCGUGACUUUGCCUGGCGCCUGCGCCUGCCAAGGAGGAAGGGAAAGCAACGGGGCCGGCCUGUUUGCAGCGCCUUUCCCCCUUCACACACGCAACCACGCACCAGCGCGCCCGCCGCGCCGCGUGGCGAUGUGUUGCGCGCGGCAUUGGUUGGCCACAGGCAGGGCGGGCCCCAAAGAAAGCCGCGGUCGCGCCGCGUGAGUGUAGUCGCGGGAAAACGCGCCGGCGCCCGGCCCCGGGUCGCUUGUGGCUUAAUGGAAAACAUGGCAGGAGCCGGACGCCCGCCGCGCAAACAAUUCAAGAGGUGUCUUCGUUCCUAUGGCGGGAUCGGUAAUACCGUGCGCGCGCGCAGCGCGCGCGCGCGAUUUUUUUUUAUGCCGAUGACGAUUGCGGAAAGGGGGGGGGGAGGGGGUGCCACCCACCUGGAAGGGCGUCUACCCCCCUUUCCGCCGGCGGAAAGGGGUCAGGUUGUUGCACAACAUCUAAUGUUUCUCAAGUGACCGCCAUACCCUGCGGCACAACGUUACUCGCGGCGGUAUGGCGAGCUUAGAAAAAGCAAGGCCGCGGCCAAGGCGGCGGCCGGCGGGCAAAAAAAACCCCGCGACCUCACUACCCCCGCCCCGGCGGCUAUAUUUGGUAAUGCUGUAAGGCCUAAAGGGUAGCCGUCUACCAUGCUAGGCGCCUACACCAAAAGGCCCUGUCUAGGCUGAGGACCUGCGUGCAGUCCUCUACUGCAACACAAAUCUGAUUCAUGUAUCCAAAUCCAGCAUCAGAAAUUGUGCUUUGAUAUGGGGGGGGAUUUUUCCUUUUGAUAGAUGGGCAACGAUCGCCACGGUGCAGUGCAAGAGCGAAUGGGACCCUGCCCACCCAGCAAAAUUCCGGUG
This is a messenger RNA of Amoebophrya sp. A120, 3481 nucleotides long. The record is from the annotation of a GenBank genome assembly. Lineage: Eukaryota; Dinophyceae; Syndiniales; Amoebophryaceae.